Drepanopeziza brunnea f. sp. 'multigermtubi' MB_m1 is the source of this 2424-nucleotide messenger RNA. RefSeq lists its product as uncharacterized. Gene Ontology annotation, molecular function: DNA-binding transcription activator activity, RNA polymerase II-specific; RNA polymerase II cis-regulatory region sequence-specific DNA binding. Lineage: Eukaryota; Fungi; Ascomycota; Leotiomycetes; Helotiales; Drepanopezizaceae. Gene Ontology annotation, cellular component: nucleus. The record is from RefSeq and is a predicted model, not a curated record. Gene Ontology annotation, biological process: regulation of transcription by RNA polymerase II.
AUGUUUCGAAAUCGAACUUCGUCUCAAAAGCCCGGCGAUGCUUUCAUUGCGAAUUUCAGGCAAAGCUUCCCUGAGGUUGCGAUUGCGACCUCGUCUGCUGGCUCGGGCUCGGGCUCGGGAAAUGCCUCCUCACUCCGCCAUGCAACUGCAGCGCCCCCCCACGAAACUCGACACAUGAGUCUGGGACACGAGGAUAUGAAGGAUCUCGACCCUACACCGAGAGCGCAACAUGAGCCAUGGCGUUUCACUCCCUCUCUGCUCGACCCGAACUCUUUUGCCUUUUCGGCCUUCGCUAACCAACCGCCUGGCUACUACACUCCAACUCCGGGAGGCACGAACACCCUGUACCAUAACCAAGCUGGAGAUUUGCAUACGCCCGGCAUGGGAAUGGGUAUGGGUCUUGGAACACCAUUGUCCCUGCCCACUUCCGCUGAUGGGCUCGCCACCAACCCGAUGAUGGAAAUGUCUGCGUUUGGCCAUCAAAUGCCACACCAAUUUCACAACUACAACCCCUUUGGUACCUCUCAGCAGCAAAAUAUGCAGCAACAACACCAGCCCGAGCAGCAAUCGUUUGCGCCAUCUUCAUUCAUUCACCAGGACACUGGCUACGAAACCAUGGACCAUGACGGUUCCCCUUUGGACGACGACGAGGGGCGCAUGGUGCCCAUGGAAGGAGCUCUGCGCCAAUCUCCAAUCAUGAGCUACCAGUCCCAAUACCACAUGGCAACUGCAGUGCCUGCAUCUGCCGAAAAAUUCCGCUUCCAUGUGACCCUCAAUGCCCCGACGGCAAUGAUCAAGCAUGCAGAUGAGAUACCAGUAACAUAUCUCAAUAAGGGUCAAGCUUAUUCGAUAUCGAUUGUAGACACGGCUCCAAAUGUUCCACUGCCUCUCGGAGCCAGGUACCGGACCUUCGUCAGAGUUUCGUUCGAGGACGAGCAGCAACGACAGAAACCGUCGAACUGCUGGCAACUGUGGAAAGAAGGGCGAGGAACGAACGAGGCUCAUCAACGUGGAGGCAAGCUCCAAGCAGUUGAGUACGUGGAAGCCAAUCAGGUCGCCGAGAUUGAUGACAAGAGGACUCGUGUUGAACUCGAUACCGCCUCCUUCGAUGGAUUCUCGGUCUUCUGGACCCCAGGCGUCAACGGCACAACGGAAUGCAACAUCGCCGUUCGUUUCAACUUCCUUUCUACCGAUUUCAGCCACUCCAAGGGAGUAAAGGGUAUACCCGUUCGCCUCUGUGCAAAGACCGAGACCGUUCCAACUGGAUCACCUCGUUCCGGCCCUGAACACUCGGAGGUGGCCUUCUGCAAGGUGAAGCUUUUCCGGGACCACGGCGCGGAACGCAAGCUUUCCAACGAUGUGGCACACAUCAAGAAGACGAUUGACAAGCUCAAGCAACAGAUAGCGCAAGCUGAGACGGGCAUGAAAGACUUUGGCAAGAGAAAACGAACUGGUUCGACGACUGCCAAGCCGCAGCCAAGUCAACGGCCUGGGAAGGUGCAGAAGCACAAGAGGACCUGGUCCAUGUCAUCGGCUUCGUCUGCUGGAGGCCGCAUGCCUAUCGAGGAAGACCUGCAUUUCAAGUUGCAAAACAUGCAGGAUAUGUUUACAAGCACCAGGCCUGUCAGCAUAUUGUACCUUCGAGGAUCGGAACAGGACGAUCCGGAUCUCCACCCAGUGGCCCUGGCCGGGGAGCCACUGGAUCUUACAAAGGUGGAUUCGCGGGGCAGCGCUAUCUGGCAACAGAGAAGGGGCGACGGGAGCUCGACGACAGGAACGUCCUCGCUUGUAUCGCCGUCUCCAAGCUCUCUUUCACUGCAUUCCCAAGAAAUGGCAGUCACUUCGGCAACUGGGGCACCUGGAAUUCGGAACGACUUCCAAUCAGUCGCGACAGCAGAUGUGCAAUCUUCGAAUCCCCAGCAGCUGGCGAGCCCUCCAGACCAAAUCACCAAGAUUCCCAAAGCGGAUGGUAGUAGUAAUCUGAGCGGUUGGAUCGAAGCGCUGGGAGUCGAUUCGUCGUACGAGCCACCUGUCGAGAGAGCGAUAAAACCAAUCGCAUGUUUUUAUGUCGCCCGCCGCGAUCCCCAUCAACCAGAGAAGCACGAAUACUUCCGAGCUGUCUACUUGAUGCAGCGGACCCUGAAGGACUUCACCAACGGCAUCGCUACGAAGUGGAAUAUCGAGCCCACCAAAAUACUACGGACGCUCCAUAUUCUUGACCGCGGGUUGCAGGUGGAGGUCGACGACGACGUGAUCCGCGAGCUUGUGGAAGGCCAGGAUGUCAUAAUGGAGAUUUCAGAGGUCCAGAAUCCAGUCAAACGAGAAUGGGAGAUGUCACUCGACGUCCAAGUUGACGGCGACAAUGCAAGCGGAACCCAACACGUUACCCACACCGAAGGAUACGAACUUCGCUUAAUGUUUUAA